AUGAACCACUCCUGUGCUGACUCAGGUGCUUUACAUCAUCACUUUCAAAUCACCGGAGUAUCUGUUCGGGUCAGGGCGAUGGCUGCUGCCGGUCUCCGCAUCCAAGUCGCUGAAUGCUAUGAAAGCCUUUGCCUCCAUCUUGAUGCUGGGUCAGAUUGCCGAGGAGUUCUAUGA
This is a messenger RNA of Symbiodinium necroappetens, 174 nucleotides long. The record is from the annotation of a GenBank genome assembly. Lineage: Eukaryota; Dinophyceae; Suessiales; Symbiodiniaceae.